Messenger RNA from Anisakis simplex (herring worm), 1401 nucleotides. The record is from the annotation of a GenBank genome assembly. Lineage: Eukaryota; Metazoa; Nematoda; Chromadorea; Rhabditida; Anisakidae.
AUGGGCUCAAUAGCGAUUGGUGAUCGCAUAGGAGUAGGUGAUGAUCGAGGCACGGUGCGUUAUGUGGGUGAAGUGGAUGGCUAUAACGGCGAGUGGAUCGGUGUGGAGUGGGACGAUCCGAAACGUGGAAAACACAAUGGAACGGUCAAAGGACGGAAAUAUUUUGAGGCACGUGAGAACACGAGUGGUUCGUUUGUACGUGCGGUGAAUGUAGAUCGAGGCAGAUCGAUAACAGAUGAAAUGCAAUGCCGAUACACCGAAGAUUCUGAAAUGGAUACGCAUCAGAUUGGUGUGAAGACCAUUGAAAUGGUGGCAAUGGAGAAAACGCGUCGGAAACAGAAGAACUUGUGGAAAUUGGGUUGUGUCGUAUUGGAUCGAAUGCACGUCGCGAAGCCUCCCGCCGACGGAUGUGCACCAUUCAAACUGUGUACUGAAUUGAAUCUCUACAAUAAUUUGUUGGCGUACUGGAGUGAUCUCCUUUCAAUUUUGGAUUACUUUCCAUCGCUACGCUAUUUGAAUAUCAAGUAUCGCCACAAUCCGUAUUUGGAAACCGUAUCCUCGGACGAAUGGUUUUUGGGCUUUGAAUUAGCAUUCUCUUUGAAGAUUAGCGAUCGUAAUCGUUCGUUUCGGUUGAAGGCGAGUCGAGUAAUGCAGAUAUUCCCGGGAUUAAACGAAUUGUAUAUGUCGAAUAACGGAUUGGAGCGUUUCGAUCCCGCUGAGCACGGCAGCCAUUUGACAGUGCUCGACUUGGAAGGGAAUCCGAUCGUUGAUUUUAGCCAUCUUCAUAAUUUAUCCACACUUCCGAGGUUAAAGUCACUGAAUUUGACUGAUUGUGCUCUAACGAGUGUUAGAUUACCAGAACCGAUUGGCUUUGCGCAACUGGAAACGUUGAACCUUCGUGAUAAUGACAUAAACGAUUGGGAAAGCAUUUCCGAGUUGGCUCGGUUACCGUCUCUGGAACGUCUGUUCUGCAAAGGCAGCGCUAUGGUGCCGAAAUCAGAAUUUGGGUUGGAUAUACGUGAGAUAGUCAUCGCCAAGCUACCGAACCUGAUAGAUUUGGAACGGACGGAUAUUAGUGCAGUGGAAAGGCGAUCAGCCGAAAUCAGAUUCUUGAACAAUUACUCGCGACCGCCGAUUAGCCAACAUCAUAUUCGAGAUAUUGAGAGGUUGACGAAGAUCCACGGUGAACCGGAUGUGGUGGCGUUGUCGAAGAAAACGUUGGGUUUGAGUCUUUUGAAACUUAAUUUGAGGAUGAAUGAUAAGACUAUUGAAUGUUCACUGCCAGAUUCAACUAGCAUACAACGAAUGAAGGGUAUUGUGAGUAGAAUGUUCAAACUGAAUCCCGGAAAGGUAUUUGCUUCUUUUUUUCAUCUCAUUUGUUUAAGAGCCAAAAUUAUUUGA